Messenger RNA from Closterium sp. NIES-65, 3066 nucleotides. The record is from the annotation of a GenBank genome assembly. NCBI's taxonomy places the organism in Eukaryota, Viridiplantae, Streptophyta, Zygnematophyceae, Desmidiales, Closteriaceae.
CGACAUGAGCAACAACUCGUUCUACGGCCCCAUCAACAUGGACUUUGUCGGCAUGGUCCCCAAGCCCACCAGCGGCUAACCAAGCCAGCCGUCAUCAACCUCGCCCACAACUACUUUUACGGCGACCCCAUCGUGUACGCGGGGGGCUUUAAGGCGUGCCCCACCCCCCGCAUCACCCGAAUCAACAUGUCUGAUCUCAAUAGUUUGGGGGAUAGUGCCGGGGGUAGCAAGCGCAGCGAAUCUGACUCGGCUCUAGAGGCUGUGCAGUGCGUUGCGGCGUAUGCGACUGUGCAGGCGAGCUAUAAGGGCAAUUGUCUGUCGGUGAACUGGCAGGUUAAGUGCGCUGUGACGGAGGUGCAGAGGGUGCAGAGGGAGACAACCUCGUCCUCUAUCCCCAUGAUAGCCAUCGUGGGUCUCAGUUGCCUGCUGGGCAUCGCGCUCCUGGCGUCUGUGCUCUGCCUGCUGCUGCGCCCCAAAAAGAAGAAGCGCUGGAGCGACCUGGACGUGUGUCAGCAGUUCUCCAUCGCAACAAUGAGGAAGGCCACCAACGACUGGGCAGAGGAGAAUGUGCUGGGCGAGGGGGGCUUCGCCAUCUUUCUCCCAUCAGUUUCUCCCAUCAGUUUCCCCCAUCAGUUCCCCCAUCAGUUUCCCCCAUCAGUUUCUCCCAUCAGUUUCUCCCAUCAGCUUCCCCCAUCAGUUUCCCCCAUCAGUUUCCCCCAUCAGUUCCCCCCCCAGUUUCCCCCAUCAGUUUCUCCCAUCAGCUUCUCCCAUCAGUUUCCCCCAUCAGUUUCCCCCAUCAGUUUCUCCCAUCAGCUUCUCCCAUCAGCUUCCCCCAUCAGUUUCCCCCAUCAGUUUCCCCCAUCAGUUUUCCCCAUCAGUUUCCCCCAUCAGUUUCUCCAUCAGUCUCUCCCAUCAGCUUCCCCCAUCAGUUUCCCCCAUCAGUUUCCCCCAUGGCGAGUCUGCAUCAUGCACGCCAACCUGGUGCGGGCGAUGGCGAGUCUGCAUCACGCCAACCUGGUGAGGCUACUGGGCUUCUGCCACGACAUGGACAUGGAGAGCGGCAAGCAGGAGCAGAUCCUCGUGUAUGAGUUUGUCGAGCAUGGGGACCUCUCCUUCCACCUCUUCAAGACGCAGAAGCCGCUGACGCUGAGGCAGCGGUUGAAGCUGGCGGUGGGGGCAGCGGAGGGGUUGGCAUAUCUGCACGGCUUUGAGAAUCCCAUCAUUCACCGCGACAUCAAGCCCGCCAACAUCCUCGUCGGGGAUAACCUUACUGCCAAGGUAGCGGACUUUGGGCUGCUGAGGAAGCUCAAGUUUGGGGAGGGCGAGGGGAGGGCGACCAAGGUGGCGGGCACGCCGGGGUAUGUGGACCCGGACUACAAUCGCACGGAGCUGGUUACCACCAAAAGCGACGUCUACAGCUUCGGCGUCGUGCUGCUGGAAAUGCUCAGCGGGCGCCGCGUCACUGUGGAGGGCGGCACGCACAUUGGCAAAUGGGCGACCACGCUGGUGCAGAGCUACUCGCUCGAGGAGCUCAAGGACCGUCGGAUGGACGCCUCAGAGGAUGCCGUCGUCGAACUCGCAGAUCUGGCCCUUGAUUGCAUCAAGAUGCCCGGGAUCCGACGGCCGGAAAUGAAAGACGUGGUGAGGCGGCUGGAUGCGAUGCUGACGGUUCACACGGUGGAGGAGGAAGACGAGAACGUGGUUGGGGAUCUCUUCUCAGCGUUCUCCGUUGGUUCGGCUGGCGAGGCUGGUUCGGCAGGCAUUGGCGGUUCGGCAGGCACGUUUGGUUCAACCACCACAGGUGGUUCGGCAACCACGAUUGGUUCGGCAGGCGUGCCUGUGUCUGGGUCUAAUGCUACAGGCGCGCCGAGCCAAAGGGAUGAGCGGUACAGUGAAAUCGUCGUGGAGAGGGAAGAUGAAUUCAAACGGCAUUCCGUGGAAAGUGCAUCGCAGAGCUACAUCAGCUCCCUCGGUCAAUCCGUCUCUCGCCCCGUCCUGGCCGUCUCGCUUCCCCUCACACCCUCCCCGCAGCCACCCGUUGCUGCAGGAAUGCGCCGAGGGAUCACCAACCGUCUGCUCUGCCUGCGCAACCACAUGCUGCUUGCAGGCCUGCUCAACCGCACCCUCUUAAUCCCUUUCCACCGCUCUGAAACCAUCCUCAACUACGACCUGCACUUAGUGCUCGACCUCGCUUAUCUCAGAUCGUGCAUCGGCCCCACCGUUGAUAACAUUCUGUUGCACUGCCCUGGUCUUGACGAGAUGAGGCGAGAUGAUGGGAGCGGGAGCGGUGGGAAUGAUGACGCUGCUGCUGCUGAUGGCGCUGCUGUUGGUGAUGGUGAUGCAGCUGGUGAUGAUGGUGAUAAUGGUGAUGAUGGUGAUAAUGGUGCUGCUGGUGGGAUGGCAAGCGAUGGUGGGAGUGGGAUGGCAGCAGGCACGCCAGGGGUUGUAUUCGACACACGAGUGCCAGUCUCCCACUCGCUCUUCCGCUCUCCUCUCGUGCAUUUGCCUCCCAACACCACCACCCACGCUGCCAUGCCUGCCCAUGCUCGCCUCUCCACAGCAGGUCAGUGCCUCGCACUCACUUGCUUUCCCACAUGUGUCUGCUUCGUAUACUCACUCGCAUUCCUCCUCUCUUCACCUUCGUACCAGGUACUGCAUGCCUGGGGCAGCAACCCUGCGCCUGUGCUUGUGGUGGGGCCCCACUCAAACCUGCACGUCUCCCAUCUUCCAUCCGCAUUUUCCCCUCCCCUUAAAUCCCGCACUGACCCGCCAGGUGCUGCGUGCCUGGGGCAGCAACCCUCCCCCGUGCUUGUGGUGGCGCAUUGGGUGGUGGAGAGGGUGAGGGAGAGCGGCAUUCAAGAGCUGUUCCUUGCCACCAACGCCAAGCUCAAGGAGCUGCAGGAGCUCACCCGCAAUAUAGCUCGCAUCACUCCCACCAGCAUCACCUUCCACCGCCUUCCACCCCUCACCGGCACCCUGGAUAAACCCCCCGUUAUCGUCACAUACACUAAUGCCACUAACGGAUAUACAGCGCUUCAGACACGGCUUGCGCACUGCACACUGUAA